This is a messenger RNA of Danaus chrysippus (African queen), 1227 nucleotides long. Lineage: Eukaryota; Metazoa; Arthropoda; Insecta; Lepidoptera; Nymphalidae. The record is from the annotation of a GenBank genome assembly.
AUGAGUUCAACGGAGACAAUCAAUGUAACGGCUCAGCCGCUGUCGAAAGCUGUUGAAGAGAUCCUGAAGCCUCUCCAGGAACCGGUGUUCCUACAGACGAGAAGCGCUCAGGUCAUCGCUGGGAUAUUUGUAUGGACAGCACUAUUCAUUACUUGCCAACAGAUUUACCAACACCUCCGCUGGUACACUAAUCCGUCUGAGCAGCGAUGGAUAGUACGUAUACUUUUCAUCGUACCAAUAUACGGAUGCUACAGUUGGAUUUCGCUGCUUUUCUUCAAUGGCGACUCUUACUACGUGUACUUUUUCACAGUCAGAGACUGUUAUGAAGCGUUCGUGAUAUACAGUUUCCUGUCUCUAUGCUAUGAGUAUCUCGGAGGUGAGGGUAACAUCAUGUCUGAGCUGAGAGGUCGGCCUGUGAGGGCCUCCUGUGUCAAUGGCACCUGUUGCCUCUCCGGUGCGACCUACACUAUAGGCUUCCUCAGAUUCUGUAAGCAGGCCACACUUCAGUUCUGCCUGGUGAAGCCUGUCUGCGCUUUCAUCAUCAUCUUCUUGCAGUCUUCUGGCCAUUACCACGAUGGUGAUUGGACAGCCAACGGAGGGUAUCUGUACAUUACUAUCGUGUACAACUUCUCUGUGAGUCUUGCUUUGUACGGAUUAUUCCUGUUCCUCGGAGCCACCAGGGAAAUGUUGAAGCCUUUCGAUCCUGUACUGAAGUUCUUCACAGUCAAAUCUGUCAUUUUCUUGUCUUUCUGGCAAGGUGUCGCUCUGGCUAUCUUGGAGAAGGCGGAGGUGAUCUCUCCUCUGUUCGACGCUAACGGAGUCCCCACAACGGCUGGUACAGUGUCUGCCGGUUACCAGAACUUCCUCAUCUGUAUAGAGAUGCUGGCCGCCGCUGUGGCGCUGCGGUACGCCUUCCCCGCAGCCGUCUACCGAGCGCACAGGGACACGCACCGCUCCGUCACCAUGCAGAGCAUCUCCAGCAGCCUCAAGGAGACCAUGAACCCCAAGGACAUAAUGACGGACGCGUUCCACAAUUUCCACCCUCAGUACCAACAAUACACGCAGUACAGCUCGGUGAUGAGAGGCGCCGGGAUUGGUAAUCGUGGUUCUGAAGAAGGAACUGCUCUGGCGCCUCGACCUCCGCCUCAGCGAGUGUCCACUAUCAGCCAUGCUACAAACUAUCACGAAAAAACAACGCUUCUCAGUUCCGAUGAUGAGUUCCAGUGA